GCAACGCAGAAGCAAGAACGUUUGGAUUAUUACGUAAUAAAUCUAAGGUAAAAUUGAAGAAAAUGGGAAAGCACUUUGGUGAGCUUGCUAAGAUUCGAGGAUUAAUUACUUACAAAUUGUCACCUCACGAACAGCGGGCAUACGCUGGUGCUAUCUCCAAUGGAUUACCAAAUAUUUUCCGACGAUUCCGUGAAAGUGUAUUCAGAGUAGCCCCUCCUUUCAUCAUUGGGUACCUGGUGUUUGAAGGGGUUGAACGAGAUCACCAUAGGCGACAGCUUAAGAACCCUGCUGAUUAUGAAAAUGAUCAAUAAAUAUUAUUGUUAUUAGUUAAACAUCAACAUUAUCUAUUUACCUAUGUAAUUUAGUAAAUAAAGUUAUUUCAACAC
Hyposmocoma kahamanoa is the source of this 386-nucleotide messenger RNA. It is a transcript of the gene UQCR-Q, whose product is annotated as cytochrome b-c1 complex subunit 8-like. The coding region runs from base 63 to 311 and encodes 82 amino acids. Gene Ontology annotation, biological process: mitochondrial electron transport, ubiquinol to cytochrome c. NCBI's taxonomy places the organism in Eukaryota, Metazoa, Arthropoda, Insecta, Lepidoptera, Cosmopterigidae. The record is from RefSeq and is a predicted model, not a curated record. The transcript is spliced from 2 exons.